UAUCCGGGCGGAGGCACACACAGCUUACUUUGCAGCCCGUUCUUCACUACUUCCAUAUCCAUACAUGGUCAAGGAUGUUUUUUGUGUAACUAUUUUAUCAAGGGAGGUAUGCUAGCGUUAUGUGAAACUUUUUGGAUGUUCAAGCCCGAAGUUUCUGCUUCACUACAUUUACUAGCUAAUAAUAGAAAGAGCAGAAGGGUAUUGCUGCAGAGGUCGUUGACUAGAUCUUGCAGCAGAACCCCGUCACCGAAUUUUUUCGGGUCGUGGAUUGUGGACACAUGGCUUCCUGGACAAGCAUUAGUUUCUGCUCAAUCUAGAGAUGAAGUAAAAAAUUUUGAAAAUGAAGGAAGUGACUUUUUAGUCUCGAAACAUCUAUUGGGGGAUCUGGACUUCGAAGACGAUUUUGGUUCUGAGGAUACCCGUGGAUCAUUCAGCAGUAGUUACCAGCCUAUAGAGGAACCCUGGCUUGUAGAAUCUUCUGAUCUUUCUCUUUUUGCAAAUGAAAUAGAUUCUUUAGAUGGUUUAACGUGUGAAGACGAUGAAGUAAGUUUUUUAAGUUUUGAGCGCGUAACGCAACAUAUUUCGGAAGGAUGGUAUCCUGUUGAGGAGCCGUGGCUCUCUGUUGAGGUUUCCAAGAAAAAUGAGCAACCACAGAUUGCAGGCAUGCUCUUUCUUGACGAAAAGGAAAAUCAGAGAACGCUUACCGAGCUUGAGCCAAUUCCAAAAAACUUGUUUCUUGAUGAUGAUGCUAGGGUGGGGGUAGGUAUGCAGGAGCUAUCUGUUGAUACGGUUAUAUUGAUAAAUUCAUCUUUAUGUACAAUGCAAAGGGUUGCCGUAAUCGAAGAUGAAAAACUGGUCGAGAUAUUGCUGGAACCUAUAAAGAACAAUGUGCAAUGUGAUAGUGUAUAUAUAGGUGUUGUCACAAAACUAGUUCCCCACAUGGGUGGUGCAUUUGUGAACAUCGGGAACCCCAGAGCUUCGCUUGUGGAAAUAAAGAAUCAUCUACAGCCAUUUAUAUUUCCUCCAUUUUCGCAUCACAGAGAGCCAAGAUCAGUUAAUGGCUCUUUGCUUGUCGAGCUUUUAGAGAAUCCAAGGAUUAAUGACAAGAAGCAGAAAUCAGAAGAAGAAGAAUUGAUUGAUACUAGUGAUGGAGAUCAAAAUACGCAUGAUGAUUUUGAGGACCAUGAUAUAGAUGAUGAGUUUGACGUGUCAGAAGAUUUAACAGGAAAUGAUAAUGGCAGUGUAGUUAGUCCGGUGUUGUAUAUUAAUGGCAAAAGGAAUAUCUUUCAGCCAACUGAAAGUUUUUGUAAUUCACAGAAUCAAACCAUGGCUGACAUCAUGGUCGGCAUGAAAAACUCAAGCGGUACAGAUUAUCAACUCCAAGAUACGGAAAAUAGAAAAAAUGAAAGUAAGUGGGCUCAUGUUCAGAAAGGCACUAAGAUAAUUGUACAGGUUGUCAAAGAAGGAUUGGGUACCAAAGGCCCAACAUUAACGGCUUAUCCAAAGUUAAGGAGCCGAUUUUGGGUUUUAAUGACUCGUUGCAACAGAAUUGGAAUUUCGAAGAAAAUAUCUGGAGUGGAGAGGACACGGUUACGAGUCAUAGCAAAGACUUUGCAGCCUCCAGGGUUUGGUCUUACUGUAAGGACCGUUGCUGCUGGUCAUACUGUGGAAGAACUGCAAAAGGACCUGCAUGGCUUGCUUUUAAUGUGGAAAGGUAUUACCGAACAAGCAACAUCUGCAGCCCUUGCAGCAGAUGAAGGUGUGGAAGGCUCCAUUCCUGCUAUGUUACAUAGAGCAAUGGGCCAAACACUCUGUGUUGUCCAGGAUUAUUUUAAUGACAAGGUGAAGAAAAUGGUGGUCGAUUCUCCAAGGAUAUAUCAUGAGGUUACAAAUUAUCUUCAGGAUAUAGCUCCUGAUCUCUGUAAUCGUGUAGAGUUAUACAACAAAAAGAAUCCUCUUUUUGACGAGUACAACAUUGAGGAAGAACUCAACAACAUGCUAAGUAAAAGGGUACCAUUAUCCAAUGGUGGUUAUCUAGUAAUUGAACAGACCGAGGCUUUAGUCUCCAUUGAUGUUAACGGAGGGCAGUGUAUGCUUGGUCAUGGGACUUCACAGGAGAAAGCCAUCCUUGAUGUCAAUCUUGCAGCUGCUAAACAAAUUGCUAGGGAAUUACGAUUGAGAGAUAUUGGUGGAAUAAUCGUAGUCGAUUUCAUUGAUAUGUCGGAUGAUUCUAAUAAGAGAUUGGUCUAUGAAGAAGUUAGAAAAGCAGUUGAGAGGGACCGCUCUUUAGUCAAAGUCUCUGAACUUUCUAGGCAUGGGCUAAUGGAGAUCACGAGAAAAAGGGUACGACCUAGUGUGACAUUUAUGAUAAGUGAACCAUGUUCCUGUUGUCAAGCAACUGGGAGAGUGGAAGCUUUGGAAACCUCAUUUUCUAAAAUCGAGCGUGAGAUUUGUCGAUUGCUGGCACGGAUGGAAAGGCCAGAUCCUGGAAGGCCCGAAACAUGGCCAAAAUUUGUUCUAAUGGCUGACCGAUACAUGGGUAGUUACUUGACCUCUGGAAAAAGGACAAGACUAGCAAUCCUGAGUAGUUCUCUUAGAGUAUGGAUUUUGCUAAAGGUUGCAAGAGGUUUCAAUAGGGGUGCAUUUGAGCUAAAGCCACUGGCAGAUUUUAAGGAUCAUAGAGAUGAGGAUCAAAUUAAAAGACCACCGUUGAAGCCACCUAAGAAGCCCACCGGAGAUACUCCCAGACGGAAAGUCACCAUCUUUCCCAUCAAGAAGUGGAAGACUGGCGGUAGUAAAUGAGGAGCAUUAGAUUCGGAAAUCUCAAUUUUCAGCCAAUGUACAGAGAUUGAAGGCCCUGAUUCGAAAAAGGUUUCUUUUCUUUUUGGUUUCCUAACUGAGUAUCUAAAAUCGCUAUCUUAUGAUCAUAACAAAUAGCAGAAUUUUGUAGCUGCCAAUCUAUUCAUCGGUGUAGUGGUGUAGUGCCUGUUAUCUAUAGUUACUCAUAAAAGAUUUGAAAAGGUCUAUAUUAUUCUUCUUACAUAUUUA
Molecule: messenger RNA, 3048 nt
Organism: Erigeron canadensis
Lineage: Eukaryota; Viridiplantae; Streptophyta; Magnoliopsida; Asterales; Asteraceae
Product: ribonuclease E/G-like protein, chloroplastic
Exons: 12
Coding region: 109-2802 (897 amino acids)
Biological process (GO): rRNA processing
Cellular component (GO): cytoplasm
Molecular function (GO): RNA binding; RNA nuclease activity
Source: RefSeq, a predicted model, not a curated record